This is a messenger RNA of Zea mays, 1302 nucleotides long. Its product is annotated as early nodulin-like protein 18. Gene Ontology annotation, cellular component: plasma membrane. Lineage: Eukaryota; Viridiplantae; Streptophyta; Magnoliopsida; Poales; Poaceae. The record is from RefSeq and is a predicted model, not a curated record. Gene Ontology annotation, molecular function: electron transfer activity. The transcript is spliced from 2 exons. The coding region runs from base 364 to 1056 and encodes 230 amino acids.
GCGGAACAUGGCACCCCCUCAACUCGACACACUCGCUCAUCUUGUGGUGCCCAGCUUACCCCUAUGUUGCUGUGGUGACCGCGCGCGGCACGCCAACUCCGGCAGUCCGGCAGAGACAGUGGCAUUCCUGCAAUACGGCGGAAUCGCAUGCCGAACCAUACACCGCCAUUACUACGCUACGGCGAUGAAACAAAGAGAGGAUAUGCUACCAUACCAAAGCCACUUUCUUUCUCCAUCACUCCAGCCAUCCCCAACCCCAACUCCCUUCACUGUAUAUAUGAUACAUCCAUCCACCAUUCGUGAGGACAGCAGCAUCUGUGCGUCUCUUCCACGAGAGGCAACCUACCGUAUAGUACUGCCGACAUGGUGCUCUCCGGCGGCCUAGUCGUGCCGUGGCUCGCGGCGGUGGCCGCGCUGGCCAUCACCGCCGCCCCGCUCGGCGCCGAUGCCUACAAGAACUACACCGUCGGCGACGACAAGGGCUGGUACGACGGCCUCAGCCUGCCCGGGGUCGACUACCAGGCGUGGGCUGACGGCAAGAACUUCAGCCUCGGGGAUUUCCUCAUCUUCAACACGGACAAGAACCACUCGGUGGUGCAGACACGGAACGUGACGCUGUACGAGAGCUGCGACUACAACGACUCGGGGCCCGACGACACCGUCGAGUGGGCCGCCGCGCCGCCGGAGUUCAGCAAGGACGCCGUCACCGUCGCCGUGCCGCUCCUCGACGAGGGCCGCGCCUACUUCUUCUCGGGCAACUACGACGGCGAGCAGUGCGAGAGCGGCCAGCGCUUCGCCGUCGACGUGGCCCACGGCCAGGGCCUGCCGCCUGACCUCAGGCCGCCGGUCGCCGACGCGCCGGCGCCCUCCUCCGCGGGGCCCGCCGACGGCGCCGCCGCGCUCGACUUCAGCCACCCCAAGAACGUCACCACGCCGAGCGCGACGGACGAUGACGACGAGCAACUGGGCGGUGGCUCGGCCUCCUCCAGCCUCAGGUCCGCUCUGCCCGUGACCGCGACGCUGCUCAUCACCUUGCUCUUCGCGUUCGCGGUGUAGGUGGCAUGCGUUAGUUUCGCUUUUGUUUGUGCUGCUGCUGCUUGGGCCUCAUAAUUUGUUUGUUUAAUGCACUAGUACAGUUGAAGGGUUUCUCUGUAUAGGGAGAGAGAUGAGAUAUGUUUAGUGCUGUAGUUGUUAGUGAAAUGCUUUCACUUGUAUAUUCUGGCUGUUUAUUUGGUCCGUACCGUGCUCCGUAGUAAUGGAUCUCGAUAAAAUAAUAAUUAUCUCAUUCUUUGGAACAUGCAA